AAUUCAGACUGACGUAUACUUUAGCGAAACAUGUUGGUGGCGGUGAUUAUACGGUGGUUUUCAGUUUUAUAUUUCACAAUUUUUGUUAACGGCACUUUAACCGGUGAAUUGAAAAUCGCUGGAAUUUUUGAAAAUAUUCAACUCCAUCAAACAGCGUUCGCCUACUCCAACAACCUAUAUAAUUUCGAGAAGGAAUCCAAAGAUGUUGCAGUUUCUCAUAUAGUGGACUCUAGUAUAUUGAAAGAUGAACCUUUCACAGCCCUCAAAGGAACUUGUUUAUUCCUCAAACAAGGCAUAGUAGGAUUAUUUGGUCCUCAAUCAUCGCUUAAUUUGGAUAUAGUACAAUCUUUAACGGAAAGAAAAGACAUUCCUCACAUCUUAACAAGAUGGGUGAAUCCGUCACAAAUGGGUUUUCAAACAAUCAAUUUCCAUCCUAGUCCCUUUAAUUUGGCCGAAGGAUAUUUGAGUAUCAUUGAAGCCUUAGAAUGGGAAUCUUUCACUAUUCUUUAUACUGAUAUAGACCAUUUAUUACAAAUAACUGAUUUGAUAGAAAGAGCGAAAGACUAUGGAAAAAUUGUUUAUACUGAAAAUGUAGAUCCUUACAAAAACGGAGAUUAUAGAUCAAUUCUCAAAAAUGCUGCAAGAUCUGGUCAAAAAAAUUUCGUUUUGGAUUGUCCUAUAAAAGAUUUAACAAACCUCCUCACUCAAUUACAACAAGUUGGAUUGUUGUCAAGUGGCUAUAACUAUUUUAUGACUAAUUUGGAUUCUCACACGGAAGAUUUAAGUUCUUUCAUGUACAGCGAUGCUACUAUAACAGGGGUGCAUCUAACGCAGCCAAAUGCUGAAAUGACAGCUCGAGCAUCCAAGGAACUUUGUCAUUUGUACAACAUAACUUUCAAGUUGGAUUGCGGUACACCGGAAAUAGAUACAGAAACAGCUUUGAUUCUCGAUUCUGUCAGUAUAUUUUUACAAACUAUCAAGAGCCUAGAAAUAACUCAAGGUCAAAUAAUAACUUGUGACAGUGAUGACAGUUGGCCUUACGGACUAAAUGUGAUCAACACUUUGAAAUCGGGCUCUUACGAAGGUAUAACAGGAACGAUCGAAUUCGGUAAUGAUGGAUUCAGAAAUGUUUUCCAGUUAACUAUUUAUCAAUUAGAAGGUGCUGUUAUCGAGAAAGGUAGUUGGAAUACCAGUACCGGCUUAAGCGAAGACGCUGUUUUAACAUUUGAUGAAGAACCUCAAGAUGAUGAAGCAGCAGAUUUACAAGAUAGAAAUUUGAAAGUAUUGAUAGCAUUGACUCCUCCUUAUGCUCAACUUAGGGAAUCAGCUCGGCGUUUAACGGGAAAUGAACGAUAUGAAGGAUUCGCUAUAGAUUUAAUUGAAGAAAUAGCGUCAUUAGAAGGAUUCGAAUAUACGUUUUCAGUAAGAGAAGAUCACAAACAUGGUGUUUUCGAUACAUUGUCUGGGAAAUGGACUGGUAUGAUUGGAGACGUAAUAGAAGGACGUGCUGAUUUAGCAAUCUCAGAUCUUACAAUUAAUAAAGAACGAGUAGAACCAGUUGAAUUCACACAGCCUUUCAUGGCUCUUGGUAUUAGUAUUCUCUUCCGGAAGCCAGUUGAGCUACCUCCAAGUUUUUUUCAUUUCACCGAACCUUUCUCCAUAAGUUUUUGGCAAUAUCUAGGAAUUGCUUACGUUGUGAUAGUGUUUGCGCUAUUUUUGAUUGGAAGAUUAUCACCUAAUGAAUGGCAGAGAGUUGAGACAUGUAAACAGAGCAAAAAGUACUUAGAAACCGAUCUCACAUUUUUAAACAGCUUAUGGUUUGUAUCCUCGGCGCUUUUCAGGCAAACAACAAACGUUAAAAUCAACUCAAUUUCUGCUAGAAUAAUUUCUGCAACGUGGUGGCUGUUUUGUAUUGUCUUAGUAUCCAUGUACAUCUCAUUUUCUUUGUCAAGAGAUGCCAUAGUGAUUACAGAAGAAAUGUUUAAUGACGCACCUUCUUUUCUGGAAUACGUCGAAGAAAAUGAUAUCAAGUAUGGAGCAAUGAAAGGAGGAUCUACAGAAGGAUUUUUCAAGAAUUCCAAGAAUCCUUAUUAUGAAAAAAUAGCACAGUACAUGAACGACCACCCUGAAGAUAUGACAGCUACAACAGCUGAGGGUAUUGAGAGAACCUUGGAAGGAAACUAUGCUUUUUUCAUGGAAUCAGCAACUAUCGAAUAUACAACGAGGAGACACUGUAAUUUGACCAGUUAUGGAGGUCUCUUGGAUGAAAAAGGUUUUGGGAUAGCUGUGAAAAAGGGCUCACCAUUAUUAGUUCCAUUCAACAAAGCCAUUAUAAAACUGCAAGCAUCCGGAGAGCUCAUACGAUUAAAAAGAAAAUGGUGGGAAGAAAAGUAUGCGGGAGAUGUAUGCGAAGAGGACGCUGGUUCGAAAGUGGCUCCGAAAACUGUAGAACAUGUCAAUGGAAUUAUAGCGAUUACAUUUUCUGGAAUUGCUAUAGCACUAGUGAUAGCUUUGCUAGAGUUUGUCGUUCAUGUCUAUCGAAUAAGUAGAAGAAUGAAACAGCCUUAUGGUAAAUCUUUUAGUGAUGAAUUGAAGAAAUCUUUUGCCCGAAAACGUACUGUUCAAAGCGUCGAAGAUAUUGGACUCACCAAACCAGAAAGCGGAAGUAAUUUUUCUAUAAACAAGCAAGAUGCUUGAUGCGUACUCACAAUUCAAUGUUUUUGUCAAUAUUAGGGAAUAAAUAAAAAUAUUACAUUUUGA
Molecule: messenger RNA, 2760 nt
Organism: Diorhabda carinulata
Lineage: Eukaryota; Metazoa; Arthropoda; Insecta; Coleoptera; Chrysomelidae
Product: glutamate receptor ionotropic, kainate 3-like
Exons: 13
Coding region: 31-2697 (888 amino acids)
Biological process (GO): synaptic transmission, glutamatergic; modulation of chemical synaptic transmission
Cellular component (GO): postsynaptic membrane; plasma membrane
Molecular function (GO): glutamate-gated receptor activity; transmitter-gated monoatomic ion channel activity involved in regulation of postsynaptic membrane potential
Source: RefSeq, a predicted model, not a curated record